GUUUUUCCAGUGUACUCUUCCAAAAUAUUACACUACCCCUCGCCGACAAUUCCCGGAUUUCCGCUAGGUAUUGGCCAUGUACUGAUGUACGUACAUAUUACUGAGAAGAGACCAGCGCGCACAUGUCUUUAAACUUGUUUGUUACAUGAUCGCUUGGUCAAUAUCCCUAUAGAGAAAACGCUAAUUUAAUGCUCGUUGACAAACAAAAACUGGAAUACGAGCACACAGUUGUGCUUUGCAUAAUUUCAAGGUGCCGGUGGUCUACAAUUACUGCCAGCCAGCCACUUUUUCUGCAAGUCAUACGAGCCUCAACAGUCAUAACCACGAGCCCCGUUACAACCUGACUAAGCUAAGAGGUGAGAGACUCUGCCAUCAUGAUAGCAGAGCUGGUGCAUGGUGUCCAUGAAGUCGGUUUCAGAAGUAUUCUGCUCGGAAUAACAACAUCACUUCUUGUGGUAUGGCUGAUGAAAAGGGUUUCCAAACGAAGGAAGAUAAAUCUACCCCCGGGACCGAUGCCUGUGCCGUGGCCCUUACAUUUCAUCACGGAUCUCCUGUUGAAGGCUCGAGGUACCAACCCAUUCGUAUUGCUGGGGAAACUGGCUGAAAGAUACGGAGAUAUCAUUUACCUCGACAACGGCGGACGUCGUUUUGUGUUUCUUGCGAAUCCUGAGCUUGUUAAUGAAGCGCUUGUCAAACAAGCUGAUGCAACAUCCGGAAGAGAAGACUUCUGGGAACUGAAAGCGGUCACUCAGUACCAUGGUGGAAUAAUUUUCUCCGAAGGAGUUGAAUGGUUACAGCACCGACGUUUUGGUCUCGCAGCGCUGCGUAACUUCGGAAUGGGUAAAAAGUCACUUGAAAACUCGGUCAACGCAGAGGCCCGGACCCUGAAUGAAGUUUUAUUGGAAAAGAUCGGGAAACCAUUUGAUCCGUUUCUUAUUGUGAACAAUGCUGUAUCCAACAUUAUCUGCGCCAUAACAUUCGGCCAGCGAUUUGAAUAUUCGGAUCCGAAAUUCAAGGAUAUGAUACAACGGAUCAACUACUUUGUAGCCGAAGAUCCGGGCGUCCUGUCGAAUCUUCCCACCUUCAUCAGCAACGCUCGUAGAAGAAAUUUAGUGGCAGUCCGAAAGUACUUAGAAGAGGAAGUCAUGGAACAUAAGUCUACCUUUGAACCCGAUCACGUCAGAGAUAUCAUCGAUUUAUACUUGAAGGAAAUAAACCGUGCACGGGAAGCAGGCGAGAAAUGUGAACUGGAUUUGUUAAAGGCAUGGCCAUUAGUUUUCGAUUUCUUCUUGGCGGGAACGGAAACGACAUCGACAACACUACUUUGGGCAUUCCUCUUUAUGGCAGGUCAUCCAGAAAUUCAAGAAAAGGUCGUAAAUGAGAUGAAAUUAGUUAUUGGGUCCGGUGCCACACCUCGAUUCGAAGAUCGCAAAUUGAUGCCAUAUACGGAGGCAACACUUAUGGAGGUUCUCCGAUAUCGUCCAAUCGCCCCUACUGGUGUUCCACAUCGGGUAACCUCUGAUAUAAAGGUCAAGGAUUACGAUAUCCUUGCAGAUGUCAACAUUGCUAUCAACAUCUUGUACAUUCAUCAUAACCCUAAAAUAUGGGGUGACCCGGAAGUGUUCCGACCUGAGCGUUUCUUGUCUGAGGAUGGGAAGUCUGUUGUUAAACAUGAUGCCUACAUGCCAUUCGGCGCUGGGCGUCGAGUUUGCCUCGGUGAGCAAUUGGCCAAGAUGGAAAUGUUCCUUUUCUUCACCAACAUUCUUCAGCAGUUUAUAAUCACCUUACCUCCUGGAGUUCUACCAAACUAUGACUUUGGCCAUCGUGUUACCACCCUGGUUCCCAAGGCAUAUGAAAUCAUCCUAGAGGAGCGUUAGAAUGCCAAAUGAUGGCUACACAUCUCGCACAAAUCCAUGCACCACCAACGUUGACUGUGAUAUAAUUAUGAGCCAGCCAUCGCAUCUCUUCGUGAUAAGCCUUUGCAAGAAACUUCCAAAAACAAAUCCCAAAUCAAGCAUUCAGUGGGCGUUGCAGUUGAAGUUGGGCAGUCGUGAUUGAACACCAACAAACUACGUUUAAUCAAAGAGUUGACGCUUUAUACGUGUCGAUCAAGGAAGAGAAGAAACAAGAAUAAAGAGAAAAAAAAGGAAAGGAAAGAAAAAGAA
Lytechinus variegatus (green sea urchin) is the source of this 2165-nucleotide messenger RNA. RefSeq names its product cytochrome P450 2C15-like. NCBI's taxonomy places the organism in Eukaryota, Metazoa, Echinodermata, Echinoidea, Temnopleuroida, Toxopneustidae. Gene Ontology annotation, biological process: xenobiotic metabolic process. The coding region runs from base 375 to 1877 and encodes 500 amino acids. The record is from RefSeq and is a predicted model, not a curated record. The transcript is spliced from 6 exons. Gene Ontology annotation, molecular function: iron ion binding; oxidoreductase activity, acting on paired donors, with incorporation or reduction of molecular oxygen, reduced flavin or flavoprotein as one donor, and incorporation of one atom of oxygen; heme binding. Gene Ontology annotation, cellular component: intracellular membrane-bounded organelle; cytoplasm.